UAUCUUAUUCUCCCCCCACCCUCACUUGUCACUUGCUGACUCGUUUUGUCACUGUGUAUUAUUAAUAAAAUUCAAAGUUUUGUAGGUGAAGUAAAAAUUAUGCAAGAUUUUAAAAAUAUAAACUAUGAAAUUAUCGAAAAUCUUAGAACAACUGAUUUCAAAAAGCGAGUGGAAGGAAUUCAAUAUGGAACAGCCGGCUUUCGAACAAAAGCAGAAGAUUUGGUACACGUGGCAUUCGCUAUGGGCAUCCUGUCAGUUUUGCGAUCUAAAUUAAAGAAAGCUGCGGUAGGAAUAAUGAUAACAGCAAGUCACAAUCCUGAAUGUGACAAUGGCUUGAAACUAGUCGACCCUUCUGGUGAAAUGCUGGAGACUGCUUGGGAGAAAAUAGCCACUGAUUUAGUCAAUGCCGAUGACAACAAUUUCGUGCCGACAUUGCGAAAAGUAAUAAAAGAUCAGGGUAUAAAUGAAGCAGCACCGGCAACAAUAAUACUUGGAAGAGACACUAGAAAAAGUAGUCCGAAGCUAGCAGAAGCUGCAAUAAAAGGAAUAGAUGCUUGUCAUGCGACUCUAAAAGAUUUUGGAAUCGUCAACACUCCUCAGUUACAUUAUCUUGUCGUUGCUGUAAAUACUAACGGCGAAUAUGGAGAUUCAAGUCUCUCAGGAUAUUAUCAGAAGCUUAGUACAGCCUUUAAAAAUAUUAGAGGUACUCGAAUCAAUAAUGGUCAAUAUUCUGCGGAACUGCAAUUGGAUGCUGCGAAUGGAGUAGGUGCCUUGGCUGUUAAAGCGUUUCAAGAGUAUUUAAAAGGAUUCCUAACUGUGAAUGUCUGCAAUGAUGGAAGUGGAGAAUUAAAUUAUAUGUGUGGAGCAGAUUACGUGAAAAUCCAACAAGUUCCGCCGCUAAACGUUGUUUCUAAGCCAAACGUAAGAUGCGUUUCGAUAGACGGAGACGCAGAUAGGAUUGUUUAUUUCUAUACUGAUGAGAAUAACAAGUUCCAUCUUUUGGAUGGAGAUCGUAUCGCAACUCUGGUAGCUGAAUAUUUGAAAGGACUUCUCCAAGAAAGUCAACUCUCUUUGAAUAUUGGACUGGUACAGACCGCUUAUGCAAAUGGCGGUUCAACUGACUACAUUAAAAAUAAUUUGAAAGUGCCUGUGGCUUGUGUGUCAACUGGAGUUAAACACCUACAUCACAAGGCUCUAGAAUUUGAUAUCGGUAUUUAUUUUGAGGCCAAUGGUCAUGGGACCAUUAUAUUUAAAGAUUCUGCAAUGAAAGUCAUCCGAGAUGCUGCCAAGGAUAAAAAUACGACUGAGAGUCAAAGAAAAGCUGCUGCAAAAAUGACUGAUGUUAUUGAUGUGAUCAAUCAGACUGUCGGAGACGCUCUUAGUGAUAUGUUAUUGGUAGAAACGAUUCUCCAUGCAAAAGGGUGGAACCUGAGUGAUUGGGAAGAAAGUUAUAAUGAUCUGCCGAAUAGACAAUUGAAAGUUAAGGUACAAGACAGAAAUGCUAUUGAAACAGCGGAUGCAGAAAGACUUUGUGUUAAGCCAAAAGGUUUGCAAGAGCAAAUUGAUGACCUGGUGAAGCAAUAUUCAAGAGGACGUUCCUUUGUCAGGCCAUCAGGAACAGAAGAUAUAGUCAGAGUAUACGCUGAAUGUGAAAAUGCUGCCGAUGUUGAAAAACUGGCUGCUGAAGUUGCUGUUGCGGUCUACAAUUUAGCUAAUGGAAUUGGCCCUAAGCCUGUUGUGCCCUCAAAAAUGUGAUUUUCGAUCAGUAAUUGAAGAAAAUUAUGUUAAUGCAUUUAAUAGUAUAUGACUGUUAGAUAUAAAAUAUUAACGCUUAACUAUUUGUAAAAGAGACUUUUUUAGUAUUUUUGAUACAUGAAUAAUUUGCAGGGUGUACGGUU
This is a messenger RNA of Belonocnema kinseyi, 1898 nucleotides long. It is a transcript of the gene nst, whose product is annotated as phosphoacetylglucosamine mutase. Bases 100 to 1755 code for a protein of 551 amino acids. The transcript is spliced from 7 exons. Lineage: Eukaryota; Metazoa; Arthropoda; Insecta; Hymenoptera; Cynipidae. The record is from RefSeq and is a predicted model, not a curated record. Gene Ontology annotation, biological process: carbohydrate metabolic process; UDP-N-acetylglucosamine biosynthetic process. Gene Ontology annotation, molecular function: magnesium ion binding; phosphoacetylglucosamine mutase activity.